Penicillium atrosanguineum is the source of this 945-nucleotide messenger RNA. RefSeq lists its product as uncharacterized. The record is from RefSeq and is a predicted model, not a curated record. Lineage: Eukaryota; Fungi; Ascomycota; Eurotiomycetes; Eurotiales; Aspergillaceae. The coding region runs from base 1 to 945 and encodes 314 amino acids. The transcript has a single exon.
AUGAAGUCUGGUCGUCCCAUACUGCCAGAUGACCCCUGUCAACAGUAUCUUCAGCCUCCGGAGCAGCAUGAUGUUAUGAACCCGCAUAUUACUAUGGACCCGGCAAUUUCGCCGCUCGCUUCUAUUGAUACACCUCUUGAGAUAGCGACACAUGAGGCGGGUUCGGCUGUGCCGCGCCUCAUCUCCCUGGCCACACUUGAUGAUUUUAACGAUAUUUGGUCUCGUGGCUUCGACCAGAACCCGGAAAUGGCCAAUAUGGAUGCUCUCAUGCAAUAUUAUUCACCCUUAAAACAACAAAAUGACGGCUUGGGUACACUGGCUGACCUGCAGACAAAUAUCCUGACCGAUCUGGAACUAGUAAAGUCCUGUCGGACGGCUGAUAAAUGCCCUCAGGCUCAUAAUCCUGAAAGCUCAAUUACAGGGCAAAACAUUCUGAUAGGCCGCGUUUUGGAUCACUCCACGAAUCUCAUUGGUGUCUUGAAUUGUUUUCGCUCGGUCGGUGCAGACCCGGCCUCACCAGAGCUAUCUUGUGAUACUCCUACUAUGUUCACAAUUCUAUCCUGCUAUGUCUGCCUCGUCCGCAUAUACCGAACCAUUUUCUCCUGUAUUCUUGACUCUAUGCCUUUCCUACUGGGGAUCCAGGAACCCGUACCGCAGUUGUUCCCAGGAAUGCACCUGGGAGGAUGGAAACUCGAGGCCCGGCUGGACCUUCAAGUUCAGAUUCUGGUUCAAAUUAGUGAAGACAUGCUGGGAAGAAUUGAGUCGGCAUUUGGUCUCUCUGAAGACUCCUCUGCGCCGGCCAAGGAUAGCAAGACAGCCAGAAUCUUACGCAUGAUGCUUGAAGAAGAGGCCAGUGAGCAACCUCCGCUCUAUGAACGCCGAGGCGAAUGCGGCACGCUAAGGGAUAUCAUGGCCAGCGUCAAGCAUGCGGGCCGUGGGAGCUAA